This is a messenger RNA of Ectocarpus siliculosus, 1101 nucleotides long. NCBI's taxonomy places the organism in Eukaryota, Phaeophyceae, Ectocarpales, Ectocarpaceae. The record is from the annotation of a GenBank genome assembly.
AUGGGAUGGCCGAAAUCUCCAAAAUCAACAAGAGGCAAAAGAGCCACGCGGUUGCUUCAUGGCCGGUUGAAAUCCAGUGUAUCGAGUCGCCGGAUUCGUAGAGCGGAGGAAUCGCUCCCAAGUAUCGAGUUGGAGGUGUUGCCACAGUGCUACUCUACCCCGGCAGCCAACCCUUCCAACGGCUCAUGGCGCCGUUGCGAAAACGGGGUGAACGAGUCUCCGACCAACCCGGACGACAUGAUGAACCCCAACCCCAAGACAAUCUGCUAUCAGAAGUGGGCGGAGCACCACGGCAGCGAGGAGCCUAUGCCGUACUACACUUGGGACGCGGCGGAGUGCUCACUUGACAACGUGGACGAGGAGAAGUUUUGCCGCGCUAUGGAGGGGAGGAAAGGCAUCCUGCUCGUGGGGGACAGCAUCACCGACCUCAUGGUCCACUCCAAGUACCACCUCAAUCACGCCCGCAAGUGGGGGGCAUGCAACGGGGAGGUCAAAAUUGCAUUUUAUCGAAACGACUUCCUUGACACUACCACGAGGCGGAGUUCGUUUUGGGACGGGUUCUGUGACUCAAGAAACCCUAAACGGAACGCGCAGUGCGAAGUGUUCGCGGACGACGACACCCUCAAGGAGUACGACACGCUGAUUAUCAACAGCGGGGCACACCCCAGAUCCUUGGACGAGUACAGAGACUCGAUGGAGACCGCAAGCAAAGAGUUAACGGUGUCCAUGAAACGUCUCCACGGAGAUGAUGCACUUCUCAUCGUGAGAAACACCCCGCCAGGGCACGGUGUAACAUGCACCGAAAGGACGUUUGACGGGCCCGUUGAUGUUGAUACCGCCCUCGACUUGGUCGCGAGCGGACCUCACCAGUACCAGUGGGGCCGAUUCCCGGAAUACAAUGCCAUUCUCGAAGAGGCCUUUCUGAUCAACGCUACGGAUGGAUGGAAGGAACUAGACGCCUACACACCGACCUUGCUUCGUCCCGACUUCCAUUUGGGGGGAGACGAUAACCCGGACUGCCUACACUACUGUAUUCCAGGGCCAAUAGAUCACUGGAUUCGACUACUGUACAAUAUGUUGUUGGCCAAAGGGUAUCAAUAG